Messenger RNA from Symbiodinium sp. CCMP2592, 807 nucleotides. The record is from the annotation of a GenBank genome assembly. Lineage: Eukaryota; Dinophyceae; Suessiales; Symbiodiniaceae.
AUGAAAGCGAUCGUGCAAAGACUGUACAGGUCUGCUCAUGUUGCGGGGCGUGCGGCAGGUGUUUCCACAACCUGGCAACGAAAUGUGUCAGGACUUGCCGAGGACACUGCCAAGAGCAAGAGCCCAUCCAGAGAACAGCUGCGCGCUCAUGCGUUGCAGAGCGCGGUUCCGAUGAUUGGGUUCGGUGUGGUGGACUGUGUUGUGAUGACGCAAGUUGGUUCUACCAUGGAUGCUGUAUUGGGCGCGCGGCUUGGCAUCUCUUCCAUCACAGCCGCAGCCAUUGGAUUGUUCUGCAGCGAUUCGUGUGGGGUUCUGUUUGGUGGGACCAUCGAAUCGUUCGCCGGAAGGCUUGGACUACCCACUGCGAAUUUGACAUCCGAGCAGCUGGAGAUGCCGGAGACCAAACGCGUGGCAACUUUAGGCCGUCUUUUUGGCGUCCAGCUUGGCGUACUCCUUGGCAGCACGACUCUACUGCUGCAAGGCGGUGGGGACACGGACAAGAAUGUACCUCAAGAGACGGCCUGCGUGGACUCCCCCUCGCAUUUGGCAGCUACAGCUGCGAUCACGACGGCGGCCGAUGUUGUUGUGUUUUCCAAACCUGGCUGCCCGUUUUGUGAAGAGGCGGAAAACAUGUUGCUCGCCAGCGGAGUGGCUUUUCGCAAGGUGCCACAUGAUUUGCACCAGAAGGAUUUGCAAGAGUUGACUUCUUCGGCGGCUGCACCUUCCAUCUGGAUGCACGGAAAGUAUGUCGGCAACAAGUAUGUUGACGGAGGUCGCCAAUCUCCAUCUCGUUCACGGACAUCAUGA